This is a messenger RNA of Colletotrichum phormii, 1186 nucleotides long. RefSeq names its product S-adenosyl-L-methionine-dependent methyltransferase. The coding region runs from base 130 to 1053 and encodes 307 amino acids. Gene Ontology annotation, molecular function: methyltransferase activity. NCBI's taxonomy places the organism in Eukaryota, Fungi, Ascomycota, Sordariomycetes, Glomerellales, Glomerellaceae. The record is from RefSeq and is a predicted model, not a curated record. The transcript has 4 exons.
CGAACCCCCCAAGAUCUCGAUAACCCUAGACAUACCGAGUACACACCGAGACGUCGACUACCCUUGGAUAUCUGUCAGGGAAAAUAACCGCCGACUGUCCCAUUCACCGAAUAUAGCCCGACGAUAAUCAUGGCUGAGAACGAUACUGCAAGCGCCAACAAGGCUUAUUUCAAUAAGCUAGCAGCCGAGUACGACGCAAAGUACGAAAAGACUAUUCUGCAACUCGAAAAGGAGAUUCGCAAGCGCAAGGAUUUUAUCGGUGCCGAUUGGGUCGUUGAUGACGACGACGAUGAUGAUGACGAGGAGGAGGACAAUGAGAGCGAGACUGCAGCACAGCCGGCGGCGGCGGCGAGUGGCCGGUCCGUGAGACUUCUUGAUUACGCUUGUGGAACGGGUUUGAUAUCAAGGGCCCUCGCGCAGUUCACGACGCAUUGCGUCGGCAUAGACAUUUCGGAAAACAUGGUGGCAGCUUACAACGCCCGGGCCGAGAACCAGGGCCUCACCACCGACGAAAUGCACGCCUACCAAGGCAACCUCACGGACCCGUCCGAUCCGUCCCCCGCGGCGUUCGCAUCCGACGACGGCAACGAUGGCGGCCGCUUCCGCGACUUUGACGUCGCCGGCGUCGGUCUCGGGUUCCACCACUUUGAGGACCCGGAGCUCUCGGCCCGUCGGCUGGUGGAGAGGUUGAGACCGGGCGGGGUGUUUAUCAUUCUCGAUUUUUUGCCGCACGAGAAGAUGGAUCAUGUGUUGCCUGCUGCGCAUACCGUUAUGCAUCACGGAUUUUCGGAGGAGAGGAUGAGGAGUAUUUUUGAGCAGGCUGGUGCUGGGGGGGAUUUUAGGAUGGAGGAGCUUGGGAGUGGUGUUGUUUUUGGGGGGCAUGGGCAUGGGCAUGGACACGGACAUGAUGAUCAUGGACAGGACCAUGGUCAUGGACAGGACCAUGGUCAUGGACAUAGCCAUGGGGAGGAAAAGGGACAUGAUCAUCACGGUCAUGGUUCGGGGCAGGGGAUGAAGAGGCGGGUGUUCCUGGCGCGGGGGACCAAGGUUUAGAUGGCGAUUAGGCUCAAGAUGUCAUGAAUCUAACUUGGCUUUGUACUCUGGCUUGAACCUUUCUAUCUGCAGACGAGCGGAGCACACUCGUCAAGGUUAUACGUUGAGUCUACCGAAACGCUCGUGUUCACUA